This is a messenger RNA of Closterium sp. Naga37s-1, 2343 nucleotides long. The record is from the annotation of a GenBank genome assembly. NCBI's taxonomy places the organism in Eukaryota, Viridiplantae, Streptophyta, Zygnematophyceae, Desmidiales, Closteriaceae.
AUGGCUGCUGGAUUCGGAAAGGCGAUUGGCGGAGGUCUAAAAAAGGCGGGCGCUACAGUAGGAGACGGGUUACGCAGAGUUUCCACUGUAGCUCCUGCGUCCUCGUCAUUGGAUGAUCCGUUAGGGCAGUCGUUUCACGAGGUGGUGAGGCAGCUUAAAGCGGGGAUGGGUAAGGUGGUGCAGGGGGGGCAGCAGGUGCAGCAGCAGGUGCAGCAGCAGGUGCAGGGCCGGCUGCGUGGCGCCUCUGCUGCUGUUGCUUCUGCUGGUACUGCUGCUGCCGGUACUGUUUCUGCUGCUGCUGCUGUUGCUGCUGCUGCUGGCGGUGUUGGUGCUAGCAAUUCUCCCCAGAAGCCAACACCAGCAGCAGCAGCAGGGGUUAAGAAAUCCAGCAGCACGGGAGGCUCAGCAGUGGAGUUGAUAGGCCUCGCGAGCACAUACCCUCCCCGUGGCGCCUCUUCCGCUGCUACAGCCCUGGCUGCUACAGCCGCUACAGCCGGCGCUACAGCUGGCGCUACAGCCAUCACGACAGCAGCGACAGCAGCAGCGGGUUCAGCAGCAGCGGCGGAGGGCUCGAUUUCCCCAGCCCGCGGGUCCCAGGAGGGGGCGGAGGCGCAGGGGGAGGGGGAGGGGGAGGCGGGGGGGGGAGGGGGGAGCGGAAGCAGCGGAUCGCUGGAGAUCAGAAGCCCCAGGGGGAUCGUUUUUCUUGAUGCGCGGAGCCCCCGCGCUCCUGGCGGUGGUGGCGGAGGGGGGGGCUUUGGGGACGGGGGGAGACGAGGGCGGGUGAGAGGAGGGGGGUCGGGGGGGAGUGGGGUGGGGCCGGGGUCGAAGGGGGUGGGCGCAGGGGCGGACGGGGGGAGGGGAGGGAUGGGGCGGAAGACUGGUAGUGCAGGGAACAUGCUGGGUUUGUUCGAUGCGAUGAGGGGAGGGGCAGGGGGAGGGGGAGGGACAGGGGCAGGGGCAGGGGGAGGGGCAGGGGGAGGAUCAGGGGGAGGAUCAGGGGGAGGAGGGGGAGGAGCAGGGGUGGGGGAGGCGAGUGCAGGGGGCAGAGGGGGAAGGGAGCGUUGGCCUUUGAGCCCUCUAGGGGGUGGUUCGUCAGACUGGACGAGGAAAAAAGAGCACCCGGAUUCUCCCCAGCGCUCUCGGCAGCAGCAGCAGCAGCAGGAUGCUACUGGGGCAGCAGCAGCAGCAGCCUCGAAAGGUGCAGCUGCUGCUACCGCUUCUGCUGGUGCUGCUGUUUGUGCUGCUGUCGCCACUGACACAUCGGAUGAGGUGCGGGAGUUGCUUGCAACUAUCCGCUCCUCCUCCUCCUUCUCCUCCUCCUCCGCCUCCUCUACUUCUUCUCAGUCCAACAAGCCAUCAUCUUCUUCUGACCGUCAGCUAAGAGAAGCCGUAUCGUCUCUCCGAUCGCUCCUUAGGAAGCAGCCUGCGGCGAAGGACAUCACGGUGGAGUGCGGUGGAGUGCGGCUCAUUGUGGAUCUGCUCUCUGCCUCUGAUAUGAAAACGCAGGAGCAUGCAGUUUCGUGCCUGCUUUUGGUAUCUCUAGUGAAAGGGGUAGCUGGGGAGAUAGCAGCGUGCAAUGGGGUGCAGCAGCUGGUAAAUCUGCUUCAAAGCGGCACUGUAGCUUCAAAAGAAGGCGCAGCAGCAGCGCUGUUCACUCUGUCCGUUAGCGAGUCGCUUCUUAUGGAGGUUAGGGGGAGCGGGGCGGUGCCACUGCUACUGGAUGUGCUUAAAACGGGGUCCACUAGAGGGAGGAAAGACUCAGCCCUCGUGUUAUUCAACGUAUCGAGAGACUCGAAAGGGGCGUUGGAGUUAGUUCAAGCGGGUGCGGUGGAAGUGCUUUUAGAGGUGCUUGCUUAUAAAGAGUCGGGGUUGGAAGAGAAAGCAAUGGCGGUGCUGGCUAAUAUCUGCCGGUUGAAAGAGGGCCGUGCUAGGCUUGUAGCAGCAGACGGAAAAGGCUGGGCUGGUGGUGGGAGUAGUGGUGGUAGUGGCAAUGGUGGCAGUGGUGGCAGUGGUAGGAAUGGUGCUAGUGGUGGUGGUGUGGGUGAUGCGAUUGCAGUGUUGGUUGCUGUUGUUGCUAGCGGCUCGCCGAGAGCUCAAGAGGACGCUAUUAUGACCCUGCUGCUACUGGCUACUGGGGGGCAUUUGAGGGGAGGUGGUGAGGGGGAUGGUGGAGAUGGGAAUGGGGAGGAGGAUGGGGAGGAGUUGGGAAGGAGGAUGGUGGAGGAAGGGGUUUUGCUGGCUUUGGAGGAGUUGUUACUAAGUGAUGUUUGCUCGGGGAGAGUGAAGGCGAAAGCGCAAGCGCUGGUUGAUGUUUUGCAGGGUACAGAUGAAGCAAAUGGUUGA